Lontra canadensis (Northern American river otter) is the source of this 1510-nucleotide messenger RNA. RefSeq names its product mitochondrial transcription termination factor 3 (gene MTERF3). The record is from RefSeq and is a predicted model, not a curated record. Gene Ontology annotation, biological process: mitochondrial ribosome assembly; regulation of DNA-templated transcription. Lineage: Eukaryota; Metazoa; Chordata; Mammalia; Carnivora; Mustelidae. The transcript is spliced from 9 exons. Gene Ontology annotation, cellular component: mitochondrion. Bases 152 to 1405 code for a protein of 417 amino acids. Gene Ontology annotation, molecular function: double-stranded DNA binding.
UCCGCCGGGCCGGGCCAGCUUGGCAGCCACCCCCAAACAAACCGAGAGCGUGGGCCUCGCCACAGCCGACGAGACGAAAACGCAACCAUGCUUAUUUGUUAGCGCUUCUUGCGAAGGACGCGGAAGGAAGCCUAGAGCUACUUUAAGAAAAAUGGCGUUGUCAGCCCAACAGAUACCCAGAUGGUUCAAUUCAGUUAAAUUGAGUAGCUUCAUUACAGCUACACAACUUCAAAAACAUUUUCCGAGACCAGGAAAAACACUGUUGCAUGGCUUUUCUGCUCAGCCACAGAUGUCUUCUGACAAUUACUUUGUCCAGUGGGGAUUCAAGACGUACAGGACUUCCUCCUUAUGGAAUAGUUCCCAGUCUACCAACUCAAGUAGGCAAGAGAUUGGUUCUGCCCAAGGUACUCUGCUUCCUUCCAUGAAUGAACAGACACAGAAGACAGAAAACAUACCCAGUUUUGAUUCUGAGCUGUCUCUGGAAGCACUGGACGACCUGCCUCCAGUGUCUCCGUUACAGCCGGUUUCUGAGGAGGAGGCCGUUCAGAUUAUUGCAGACCCGGCGCUGCCCCCAGACACGUACACACUCCGAGACUACGUGGAUCAUUCUGAGACUCUGCAGAAAUUAGUGCUGCUAGGAGUGGAUCUCUCAAAGAUAGAAAAACAUCCUGAUGCAGCCAACCUCCUUCUGAGACUGGAUUUUGAAAAAGACAUUAAGCAAAUACUUAUGUUUCUUAAGGAUUUGGGUAUAGAGGAUAACCAGCUGGGAACAUACCUGACUAAAAACUAUGCUAUUUUCUCUGAAGACCUUGAAAAUCUUAAGACCAGAGUGGCUUAUCUGCAGUCAAAAAAUUUCAGUAAGGCACAUAUUGCACAGAUGGUCAGAAAUGCGCCAUUUUUGCUGAGUUUUUCAGUGGAAAGAUUGGAUAACAGAUUGGGAUUUUUUCAGAAAGAACUUGAACUUAGUGUGAAGAAGACUAGAGACCUGGUAGUUCGUCUCCCAAGGCUACUAACUGGAAGUCUGGAACCCGUGAAAGAAAACAUGAAGGUUUAUCGUCUUGAACUAGGUUUUAAACGUAAUGAAAUCCAACAUAUGAUCACCAAAGUCCCAAAGAUGUUGACUGCAAAUAAAAGGAAACUGACUGAGACUUUUGACUAUGUGCACAAUGUGAUGAGCAUUCCCCACCACCUCAUUGUCAGGUUCCCACAGGUAUUUAAUACAAGGUUGUUUAAAGUCAAAGAAAGGCAUUUGUUCCUUACCUAUUUAGGAAGAGCACAAUAUGAUCCAGUAAAACCUAACUACAUCUCUUUGGACAAGUUAGUGUCUGUACCUGAUGAGAUAUUUUGUGAAGAGAUUGCCAAAGCCUCAGUACAAGACUUUGAAAAAUUCUUAAAAACUCUUUAGUUUUUGAUGAUGUUAAGAUAUAAUAAUGUAAAAUGAAUGUAUAUAUGAAUGAAUGAUACAUAUUUUUAAAUAAAUGCCUCAGGCCUCCACUGAUCCUGGAAAAAA